Nylanderia fulva is the source of this 1821-nucleotide messenger RNA. RefSeq names its product G patch domain-containing protein 11. Gene Ontology annotation, molecular function: nucleic acid binding. Gene Ontology annotation, cellular component: kinetochore. The record is from RefSeq and is a predicted model, not a curated record. NCBI's taxonomy places the organism in Eukaryota, Metazoa, Arthropoda, Insecta, Hymenoptera, Formicidae.
GCCCGUGGCGUUUCUUCAUCCGCGCCAGCUGUUCGUGCGGCCCCGGGGUGCGGCGCCUACGGGGACGACGCGCCGCGCGUGGAACGAGCGGCAGGAAGCGCGAGCUCGCGGAAACGACGCUCUCCGGCUCUCUCGGGCGAUCGGGGACGAGGAAUUUCCGCGCACGAACGACGUAUGGCCCCCGUGAAAAUACAACGGUUCGCGUUCCUCCGUCCGCACUCUGUCUCCCCAGUUCCGCGUUCCGCUGUUUUCGGGAGGCGCCCGUGACGCGAGGGAGAGAGAGAGAGAGGGAAUGCCGCGAAAAAAGACCUACCUUACCGACACCUCGAGCACAGGACGUAAAUAUACCGAAGAGAGAGUUCGGAGUAAAAAGAUAAAAUAGCGAGAAAAUUUUUGCUGUAGCGUUAUAUCAAAUUUAAUAUAUAAAUUGUGUAUCUGUCAAAAUAGUCAUCUGUCAAAGAGUUGGCAAAUAUUAGUGAAAUUGACUGUGCAGGUGUAAAUAGGAAUUUAAUAUUUACAAUUGUUUUAAAGUAUUACUAGUGUUCUUCGAUCAAGUAUUAAUUCCAUUAAGAAAAAUGUCAGACGAUGAGGACUAUAUGUCUGAUAAAUUUUUACAAGGUUCCGAGAAGCCUUCUUCAUCGAGUCUUAUAUACACACGUUCUGACAGAAGAGAAUUUGCAUUAUUGAAAAAGAAAAUCGAAAUGAAGGAGCAAAAUAAAUCGAUACGAGUAGUUGAAGCAGAAAAAAGGGAGGAAGGCUUAUCAUCUGCUAUUACUAGUACAAAUAAAGGUUUUGGAAUGCUUAUGAAGAUGGGAUAUAAACCUGGUCAAGGCAUAGGCAAGUCUCAGUCGGGAAUAGUUGAACCAAUUCCAGUAGAAGUUAAAGCAGGCAGACAGGGCCUAGGCAAGGCAAUAAGAAAAAAGGAUGAUCGCAAGAGCACGAGUGUAAAAUUGGAAAAUAUGAAUAUGAGAGACUUUCGUAGCAGAUUAGCGCAAGAAAAAACUGAACAAUUACAAAAGGUGGAUGUAUACAAGAGUCAAAAAGUAUGUCAAGAAUUGGAUACUAAUGCAAAUGUGAAAGCUCAAGAAUCGUGGUUUUGGCCAGAAACGAGGGAAGAAAAAGAAACCGACGACAGUGAAGAUAGCGAUGAAAGUGACGAGGAAUCACAACUCAGCAAUUUAGAAAAACUUGAAAUUCUUACUAAAUAUUUAAGAAAGACAUACUUUUACUGCAUUUGGUGCGGUCGAUAUUAUAUAAUGUUGUUAAGCCCAAAGUCCUUAUUAAUUCUCGUGAUUUAUGCUGCGAUCAACCAUGCCGAGAUAACUGAAAUAACUGACGACGAGAGCUGCGAGACUCUGCAGUCAGAAGUGCGGAUUAAUAAGGACGAAUACGACGAGAUAGGACGUCUGAGGAGAUCGUGUAGCGGGGAUGUAUCGGUCACCAAAUGCGAAGGAUUUUGUAAUUCGCAAGUACAGCCAAGCGUUGUCACCACUACGGGCUUUUCAAAAGAGUGCUACUGCUGUCGGGAGAGUUUCUUGAAGGAAAGACUAGUCGUCCUGAAUCAAUGUUACGACGCGGAGGGGAUCAAAUUAAUAGGCACAGAAGACGAGAUCAUGGAAAUCAAGAUACGAGAACCUGCUGAAUGUAAAUGCAUCAAGUGCGGCGAUCUCGCGAGAUAAAAGUGGCAUCACAAUUGGAAAUAUUAUACAUUCUGCGAAAAUUCAGAUUACAAUUAUUAUGUAACAAUUACAUCGAUAGAUAGAUAGAUAAAAAAUGAAGAUAUUGUAAUCACGGUAAAGAAAUAAAUUUUUUUCCAAUACA